CCCUCCCCCUCCCGGCCGGGGCUGUUGCAACGUUCCAUCCGCCGCCCGAGCGUUCCAAGGCAGGCCGCGCGCGCCCCGAGCGUCCCCUCGGCCGGGCGCUGCCCCCCUCACGUGUGCCGGGCUCCCAGCUGGGGAAGGCGGGGAGGGAGCGCGGAUCUGUGGCUCGCCCGUUCGCUCGCGCUCUCCUCCUCACAUGACCCGAGUGUUUGUCCCCGUGAUCAGCGCCUGGGCUCCCGUGUCUCCGCCGCGUCCCCUCUGCCUCCAUCCGGCGUGAGAUUGCCGCGCUCUCGCCCCUCUCCCCCCGCCCCUCCCUCCCUUCCUCCCCCCCGGGUGGCGGCGGCGGCCCCGCGGGCGCUCUCCCCCCCUCUCCCUUCCCCCCCUUCCCUUCCCUCCCUCUCCCCCCCUCCCCUCUCCCCCCAUGGACAUGCUCGAUCCCGGCCUGGACACAGCCACCGCCUCUGCUGCCGCCAGCCACGAGAAAGGUCAAGAAGGAGAAGAGGGAGUCGAACUUCAGGAAGGAGACGGCACGAACGCAGAUGAGCAGACCGCAGUGGCUAUUGCCAGCGUCCAGCAAGCGGCCUUCACAGACCAUAAUAUCCAAUACCAGUUCCGCACAGAGAACAAUGGAGGACAGGUGACAUACAGAGUAGUCCAGGUGACAGACAGUCAGCUGGACGGACAGACAGACGCAACGGGAGCUGUCAGUGUGGUCUCGACGGCAGCGUUUGCCAGCAGCCAGCAGGCUGUUGCCCAGGCCGUGAUCCAGAACCCUUUCAGCAAUGGCGGAAGCCCAGCAACAGACGCCGUCAGCGGAGAGGCUCGCUUUGCGUAUUUCCCAGCCUCCACAGUGGGGGAUGCCACAGCAGUGUCGGUGCAGACGACGGAUCAGUCGCUGGCCCAAGCCGGAGGCCAGUUCUACGUAAUGAUGACCCCACAAGACGUAUUGCAGACGGGAACACAGCGUACCAUCGCCCCCCGUACUCACCCUUAUUCUCCGAAAAUGGACGGGACGCGGACGCCGCGAGACGAGAGGAGAAGAGCCCAGCACAAUGAAGUGGAACGGAGGAGGCGGGACAAGAUCAACAAUUGGAUCGUCCAGCUGUCGAAAAUCAUUCCAGACUGCAAUACAGACAACAGCAAGACUGGGGCGAGUAAAGGAGGCAUCCUCUCCAAAGCCUGCGACUACAUCCGGGAGCUGCGCCAGACGAACCAGCGCAUGCAAGAGACCUUCAAAGAAGCCGAAAGGCUGCAGAUGGAUAACGACUUGUUACGGCAGCAGAUUGAAGAACUGAAGAACGAAAAUGCACUUCUGAGAGCCCAGCUGCAACAGCAUGGGAUCGAGAUCGUGGGAGAUGCCCCGGGGCAGUAGCCCUCCCUGCCCGCCCACAUACUGCCUCUCCAAGCAAGAUCUCAACCUCCACUUCGACUGUCCUUUUGUAUAGUGCAAAGAGAGAGACCCUUUUCCGCCUCCUCUGUGUGAACCUUGCCUCGGCCCUCUCGCUGUGGGGAUGUUAGAGGGGAGGGGGGAAUUGGGGGAGAGGGGAAGAAAAAGUCUGACCAUGUGACUUCUUCGCCAGGCCAGCCAGCCCUUCCUCUUAUUCUGAAAGGGUCCUCCAAAUAUCUUUGUCCUUUUCCCCUUCUUAAUCUCUCCCCACUCUCUUCCCUUCACUUAGGAUAUGUUAAGAUUAAACAGGAAAAAAAGCUGCAUUUUUUAAUAGUAGAUUUUUAACACAGGUUAGCCAACUUCCUUUCCUACUCUGCCGGAUCUCUGGGGCAAUGACGUGCCGUGGUUAAAUUCGGCCAUUCAAGCUCUCCAGUUGCAUCUUCUCUUCCUCCCUGGACUUUUUGGAUUCUCUCCACCAGGCGGGAAAUUGGGCGGAACGUCUUGCCUGUUGCCAGAUAAGGCAUGAAUUUCGCCCUCUCAGGUUCGGCUGCCGAACCAAGCAGACAGGGGCUUUGGCAGCUGUUUGGCCCGCGCCUGUGGACGAAUUUGCAAGAAAAUGGCUUAGACACAAUCUGUGGCUCACUCCCCUUGUUCGAGGCGCACAUGAGUAAAAUGAGCACUGCUUGUACGAAGAACACGGGGGCGCUUUUCUGUCCGUCCUGUGUGCUAACACGCAAGCAGCCUUCGGUGUGACCUCUUUGCAAAAUCCAGCUACUGUUAAUUGCAGACAGAUUGCUCAAGUUAUCAAGACCAGUUAGUUGGAACCAAGACCUUAUUCAUGCCAGCAGGAGAACAAAGCAGUAGAAUGCUGAGAUGGCCGACUGGACAGCAGUGCAGCAAGACAGCGCAGCAGGUGGCGGAUUCCAGUCUUCUCAUAAAAACUCUGCAAGUAGAAAGCUAACAGCACAGUGUGAAAACUUCCUCCUCUUUGCUUGUUGUGCUGGCUUUCAAAUUGCAGAGACUUGUUGACACAGGGUAAGACUGCAACAGGUGAUUGUCCACUUGAUGAUGUCGCCCAUUCCUUUUGUAUCAUGCCCACCUCAUUCUUUUGCAUAUGAAAACUAGGGCAUGUAUGAACUAGGCCGAAAGCCAAAGAAUACUGCAGUACACUAGGCUUGCCAGACUUGGGACUGCCUAUGAAGGAUCCCUUUUUUGGAAAACUGCUCCCUGCAAGGAGAAAAGAAGCACAGUAAACAAAGAGGGUCCCUGCUGUGCUUGUUUUCUGCUUGCGGGGAAUGUUUUAAGCAAAUGCCAGAUUCAGAGCUGGAAUUCUCCCCUGCUGUCUAAAGUGGCACCCUCCAUUCUGCUGCCUCAUUUCCACCUUAUUCUCCUGCCUGUGUGAAUGUCUCGUUCUGUCGCUUUUCAGCAAGAUUCCAUUCACAAAUAGAUUUCGCUGGAUUGAGUUUCUUCCAUGUUAAACGUCCUUUUGUUUGUUGACUUUUGCAAAAGUAGGGGCCAGAGAUGCUUUAUUGAAAUGAAAAAUGGCUGGGAGGGAGGUUAACCCUUCCCUCUCCUUUUAUUUUUCACUAGAAUAAACUGCUGAGCUACUUUCUCCCCUGCUAGUGGGGGGAAAAAAAACAGGUACCUAUACAUUUGCUCUUGCUCCAUCUGGGGGGAAAGUUUUUCUCCCCAGUGGGGGUAAAUACAGCUCAAGGGCACCUUUUCUAGGGAGAAAGAAGGGAGAGAAAGGGUUAAAAUGUCACCCUUUCCCCUCCUGCUUAAUAAAGCAACCCUGGACUCUGCAUUUGCAAAAGAAAAACUGAACAGUCUAAGUGAGUCCUUAAUUGUGUCUUUUUCCUGAAUGCAAACCACUCUGUUAUAUCAUACCUUUGUAAUUUUGUUUAGCACAGUGGAAAGCAACCCAAAGUCUGUUUCUGUCUCCUCUCUCUGUUUUGUUUAGUUUCGGGGCACGUUUUGUAUAGAGGUACGUUUGUUUGUAUGAUAGCUGAAACCCAGGCAAAUUAGAGAAUUUUUUAGUGGUGGACUGAAUUGACAACCGGGUUGCUUUUUUUCGUUGUUGUGUUUUUGAUAUUAUAUAAUUUUUUUAAUUAAACUUCAGCAGUGUUUUAGGACUUCAGGUUUAAAAAAAAAAUCCAGAGACAAAUUUUUAAAAGAAGUAAUUGCCUAUAUUUGAGGGUGAGGUGGUUCCCCUUCCCCUUCCAAGCAGUUUUUUUUUAAAGGAAAAAAAAGGAAUGAAUGGCUCCUAGACAAAUAUUGUAAAAUAGCGAGUUUCUUAGGUUUGUUUUUUUAUAUAUAUAUGCAUAAAUCUAUAUAUCAGACCCCCCCCCAGAAAAAAAAUCCAGUCCUGCAGCUGGAAUUGUGAAAAUAUUUGUAUCGUUCAGUCCCGCUCCAACCCCAGUGAAUAGUGGGGAGGAAGGAAGAGACUUCAGAUCAAGGGAAAGCAAAGCAAAAUGGUUUUGUCAAAAAUGCGGAUUGAGUUGGCUUGAAGAGUUUUGAUUGUUGGAAGUAGGAAAUAAUUCUGUUUAUAUAUAAAAGAGAAAAAAAACCUGCACAGAAAUAA
This is a messenger RNA of Eublepharis macularius, 3965 nucleotides long. RefSeq names its product upstream transcription factor 2, c-fos interacting (gene USF2). Gene Ontology annotation, molecular function: RNA polymerase II cis-regulatory region sequence-specific DNA binding; protein dimerization activity; DNA-binding transcription factor activity, RNA polymerase II-specific. Lineage: Eukaryota; Metazoa; Chordata; Lepidosauria; Squamata; Eublepharidae. Bases 419 to 1369 code for a protein of 316 amino acids. Gene Ontology annotation, biological process: regulation of transcription by RNA polymerase II. The transcript is spliced from 10 exons. The record is from RefSeq and is a predicted model, not a curated record.